AUGGGCGUCAGCGACUACAACUCCACGUUCUAUGUAAAUUUCCAGGACAACCGGGUUCCCAGCAAACUCGAGUCUCGCGUGAAAGAGCUCAAGAGCAUGCUGAACUAUACCCACCAAUGGCUGGACAUCUGGGCGGGUAAGAACACCGAUGACCAGAUCAAGGCGGGCCACUUGUCUGGCGGUUCGGACAUUGAGUCACAGACGCUGCGCAACAAUUACCGUCACAAGGUCAUUGAUGUCCUCGUCGGAAAAGCGGCAUGGAUGAUGGAGUCUAACACGGAGGACAAGAGCUUCGGGAUCGAGAUUAAGAAGGAGAACUUCCAUUUUGAGAUCCUCAAAGCCAUGCUCUCCGGUCUGGCCCAACCGCAGUCUCUGUUGCAAGACAUUGAGGAUGCUCUGCAGAGCAUUGCGGAUACCAUCAAUGAAUCGAAAAGCGUGGAGCAAUCCCAGUCGAUGUACAGCUUGAAUCAUGUCAUCUUCUAUGAUUCUGCUGCGGACGAUGUCACGGCGUCCUUCCGCACCGUGUGGUAUUCCAUUGAUGAAUCCAUGAAGACCGUCGUUUCGAACAAGUCGUCCACCCAGGAGGUCAAUGUGACGUUCGAGUUUGCGUCCCGGGACUUUACUUUCAACGAGGAAACCUGGCGAUCCCAGAAGGACGCUGUGGUCAAGUUUGUUGAGGACGCCGCGGCAGCGGAUGUCAAUGACCCCUUGGACGGGGGUGAGAUUCUGCCUGAUGCGUGA
Molecule: messenger RNA, 741 nt
Organism: Aspergillus ibericus CBS 121593
Lineage: Eukaryota; Fungi; Ascomycota; Eurotiomycetes; Eurotiales; Aspergillaceae
Exons: 3
Coding region: 1-741 (246 amino acids)
Source: RefSeq, a predicted model, not a curated record